AUGCAAGCUUGCCAUCUAUUGCUUGGAAGACCUUGGCAAUUUGAUGUUGAUGCCCAACAUAGUGGGAGAACUAACAAGUACUCAUUUGUGGUCAAGGGGAAGAAGUACAUUCUUAACCCACUAACCCCUUACCAAGUGAGUGAGGAUUAUAGAGUGAUGAGGGAGCUUCGGGAGAUGUAUCAAAGGGAAGAAAAGGAGAAGGGUGAGAAGGAGACUUUGUUGAUCAUAAGUGGAGAGGGGAUAUCUCAAGAUGGUUCCAAGAAAUGUUUGUUGGCCAAACCAAGUAAUUGCUUAAAGGGGGUUGACGAGAGACACUUCAUGGUGUGCCUUGUCAACAAAGAUCUUCUCCUAAAUGCUAACCAAGCUACUAUCACUUUGCCUAGUAGUAUGACUUCUCUUUUUCAGGAAUAUGAAGCCUUGUUUCCAGAGGAAAUGCCCGAUGGCUUACCUCCCCUGAGAGGUAUCGAGCACCAAAUCGACUUUGUACCGGGUUCCCAAAUUCCCAACAAACCAGCUUAUAGGAGUAACCCGGAAGAAACAAAAGAAUUACAAAGGCAAGUGGAUGAACUUCUUAAAAGGGGAUAG
Lycium barbarum (goji berry) is the source of this 585-nucleotide messenger RNA. RefSeq lists its product as uncharacterized. The transcript has a single exon. The record is from RefSeq and is a predicted model, not a curated record. The coding region runs from base 1 to 585 and encodes 194 amino acids. NCBI's taxonomy places the organism in Eukaryota, Viridiplantae, Streptophyta, Magnoliopsida, Solanales, Solanaceae.